AUGGACGCGAAUGGCACCCUGGCGCUCCCCGUGGUGCCCCCGACGUCGGAGCAGGUCUUUACGACCGUGCACACAGAGUUUGGUCAUUGCGCCAACGAGGAAUACCGCUACACUUCGCAGCACACGCCUGGAACUGAGGCGUUGGACCAUGUCGAGCAGGACCCACCAUACUAUAUUCUCCUCACAACUUAUAUUAGCUACCUCAUGCUCAUUUGCAUGGGCCACGUCCGUGACUUCUUUGGAAAACGCGCUAAGUCAGCAGAAUACCGUCAUCUGAUGCCCGCCGAUGGUUACGCACCCCUCAACUCGGACUUCGACUCGUUCUAUACCCGCCGAUUGAAGAGUCGUAUCGAGGAUUGCUUUGCUGUUCCUGUCACAGGAGUUGCCGGUCGCACGAUCGUCGUCUAUGAUCGGUAUUCCAACGACAAUCACAAGACGCAGCAUCUGACCGGCACCAAGACGCGCACCCUCAACAUCUCGUCGUACAACUACCUCGGUUUUGCCCAAGCGCGUGGUGGAUGUGCGGACGCCGUCGAGGAAUCCAUUCGCCGCUAUGGUGUUUCGGCCUGUGGUCAUAGACUGGAUGCUGGCACUUUGGACCUUCAUUUGCUUAGCGAGCAGCUGGUCGCGCGGUUUGUCGGGAUGGAAGAUUCGUUGAUCAGCUCGAUGGGUUUUGCAACCAACUCCACAAUCAUCCCUGCUCUUGUUGGCAAAGGAUGCUUGGUCAUCUCUGACGAGUACAACCACGCUUCCAUCCGUGUCGGUGUCAGGCAGAGCGGCGCAAAUGUUCGCAUGUUCAAGCACAACGACAUGAAUGCACUCGAGUCUCUUCUACGCGAGGUCAUCAGUCAAGGACAACCCAAGACUCAUCGUCCGUGGAAAAAGAUUCUAAUCAUCGUUGAGGGCCUGUAUUCCAUGGAAGGCACCAUGGUCAAUUUGCCUGCCAUCCUAGAGAUGAAGAAGAAGUAUAAGUUCUAUCUCUUCGUCGAUGAGGCACACUCGAUCGGCGCGAUUGGCCCACAUGGCCGUGGUGUUUGUGACUACUUUGGUGUCGACCCGCGCUCGAUCGAUAUCCUCAUGGGCACAUUCACGAAGUCCUUCGGUGCUGCUGGCGGCUACAUCUCCGGCUCCAAGGCGAUCAUCAACCGCCUCCGCCUUCGCGGUUACUCUGGGGUUUACGCUGAGGCCAUGUCACCUCCCGUACUCACUCAGAUUGUUGCGAGCAUGAGCAGCAUCAUGGGUGUCUCUCCCCCGGUCCCAGGCCUUUCCGCAUCCUCGUCGACCAGCACAAUUCAACAGACCGAUGUCGUGCAGUACAGCCAUCCCGGACCCACGCCGGCCUCGUUGUUGCCCACUUGGAUGAACCUUCCUCGCGCCCUUGCGGACGGUUCGGAGGGUAGCUCGCGUCUUCGCCGCCUUGCCUUCAACUCCCGCUACCUGUCCCGUGGAUUGAGGAAACUGGGCUUCAUCGUGUACGGCAAUCCCAACUCACCCGUCAUCCCCCUUCUGCUCUUCAACCCAGGAAAGAUGGGCGUGUUCUGGCGCAUGAUGCGUCAGCGCAAGACCCCGGUCGUCGUGGUCGUGGUCGCGUAUCCCGCUACGCCACUGGUCACCAGCCGAGUGCGGUUCUGCGUGAGCGCGGCGCACACCAAGGAGGACAUCGACACCAUUCUCACUGCGUGCGAUGAGAUUGGCGACGUCCUGGACUUGAAGGUGGGCAAUGCGGAGAGAUGGCCGCUCCAGCGCAUCUUGGCGAACGCCACAGAGCUGGUCCACAUGGAACACGACUAA
Molecule: messenger RNA, 1791 nt
Organism: Punctularia strigosozonata HHB-11173 SS5
Lineage: Eukaryota; Fungi; Basidiomycota; Agaricomycetes; Corticiales; Punctulariaceae
Product: serine palmitoyltransferase 2
Exons: 3
Coding region: 1-1791 (596 amino acids)
Biological process (GO): sphingosine biosynthetic process; ceramide biosynthetic process
Cellular component (GO): serine palmitoyltransferase complex
Molecular function (GO): pyridoxal phosphate binding; serine C-palmitoyltransferase activity
Source: RefSeq, a predicted model, not a curated record